Messenger RNA from Plasmodium falciparum 3D7, 5325 nucleotides. It is a transcript of the gene CAF1, whose product is annotated as CCR4-associated factor 1. Gene Ontology annotation, cellular component: CCR4-NOT complex. NCBI's taxonomy places the organism in Eukaryota, Apicomplexa, Aconoidasida, Haemosporida, Plasmodiidae. Gene Ontology annotation, molecular function: poly(A)-specific ribonuclease activity; nucleic acid binding. The record is from RefSeq and is a predicted model, not a curated record.
AUGGAUGAGAGAACGAAAAUAGUUGACGUGUGGGCAAAUAAUUUAGAAGAGGAGUUUGAAAGAAUACGAGAUAUUGUUGAAAAACAUCCUUAUGUUGCAAUCGAUACAGAAUUUCCAGGUAUAGUAGCACGGCCCACGGGAAAUGUCUUAGAUUAUAAUUAUCAGACCAUAAAAUGUAAUGUAGAUUUAUUAAAAGUUAUUCAGUUAGGUGUAACCUUUUCCAAUGGGAAAGGUGAGAUGCCGAAUGUUUCGACAUGGCAAUUUAAUUUUAAGUUUGAUUUAGAUAGUGAUAUGUAUGCACAAAAUUCUAUAGAUUUUUUAAAAUUAAGUGGAAUAAAUUUUGAAAAACAUCAAUCAUUAGGUAUAGAAUUAUUACACUUUGGAGAAGUUAUUAUGUCAUCUGGUUUAGUUAUGAAUGAAGAUGUAAAAUGGAUAUCAUUUCAUGGUUGUUAUGAUUUUGCUUAUUUAUUAAAAAUAUUGACAUGUUCAGCUUUACCUCACAAUGAAGCAGCAUUUUUUGAAUUACUAAACGAUUUUUUUCCAUCAUUAUAUGACAUCAAAUAUUUAUUAUUAAAUUUAAAUAUCAAACAAUUAAGUAGAACUUUCUCCCUGCAAAAAAUUAGUGAAAUCUUAAGUGUUAAAAGAAUAGGAAGACAACACCAAGCGGGUUCAGAUUCAUUAGUAACUUGUAAAACAUUUUUUAAAUUGAUGGAAAUGUAUUUUGAUAACAAAAUUGAUGAUAAAAAAUAUUCAGGUAUUAUAUAUGGAUUAGGUUCAACAAUUAAAAAUUAUAACCCUAAAUUAGAUGAUCAUAAUAAUAAUAGAUAUCACAACCAUCACAAUAAUUAUAAUAAUCACAAUUAUGUAAAAAAUAGUAACAAUAAUAAUAAUAAUAACAAAUAUAAUAAUAAUAGUAACAAUAGUAACAAUAGUAACAAUAAUAACAAUAAUAAUAACAAUAAUAAUAACAAUAAUAAUAACAGUAGUAACAAUAAUAAUAAUAGUAACAAUAAUAACAAUAAUAAUAGUAUUAAUAGUCAUCAUAGUCACAAUAAUAAUAAUAUGCUCAUGAAUGCACCAAAUAAUAAUCCAAUGAGUAAUUAUAUUGAUGCAAAAGAAUAUCAUCCAACUGGGUUUAACAAAGAGAUUCCAAAAUUACAUAAUAAAAAUGAUGUGAUGUUUCAUAUGUAUGCAGAUAACAAUCAAAAUAGCUAUAAUAACAUUUCUUCAAAUAUCAAUAAUAUACACGGUACUAAUAAUUAUAUAACAAAUGCUAUAUAUAGUAGUGAUACAGUGAAUAAUUAUGUCCUUAAUAAAUUUGUAAAUAACUCACCACCUUCUCCAUCUUCUUCCCUUUCAUCACCACCACAUCCACCUCAUCUUCCACACCCACCACAAUUAUUAAAUAAUACAGUUAAUAAAAAUGUGAGAUUAUCAUUAAAUACGAGUUCAUAUAUGAAUAGUAAAAGCACCGAUCCAAUAGGUAUCAACAACCACAACAAUAAUAAUAAUUUAAGUAGUUCCAGUAGAAGUUAUAUGGCAUCAUACCCUAGUAGUGGAAUUAAAAACAGCUUGGAUACAUCAAAAAUUAUGGGACCUAUAUAUAAUGAUAUUCCAAGAAAUAUAACAGGUAAUUUGAAUAGCGAUUUAAAUAAUAUUGCCAACGAAAAUAUGAUGAAUAUAAAUGGUCUAACAAAUGGUAAUAAUUUAUCACCCACUUUAAGUGCAAAUAAUGGUAUAAUGAGUCCCAGUUUGUCGAAUGCAAAUAAUGGCUUAUUGAAUUUAAACAACACAAACUUAAACAAUAGUAUAAAUAACACUAUAAAUGGUUCUUUAAUUUUGGGAGGGAUGAAUAAUAAUGGGCAUACGAAUAAUAAUAUUAAUAAUAAUCAUAAUAAUAAUGGUAAUGCUAUAAAUAUGAAUAUGAAUGGUAUGGGUAUAAUGAACAGCAGUAUGAAUAUCAGUGGGUUAAGUACUAAUUUGAACAUGAAUAAUUUAUAUGGGGAUAUCAGAAGUUUGGGUGGUAGCACAUCGAAUAUAAAUUUGAACAAUAUAAAUAGUAUGAAUGAAUUAAAUAAUCUAAAGAGCGGUAGUAUAAGUAAUAUAAGUAAUUGUGAUGAAAAUAUGAUAGGUUUAAAUAAAAAUAUUUAUUCAACAAACAAUGGUCCUUUGAUUGGAAAUAUGAUAAAUAAUAAUGUAUAUAACGCAAAUAUAAAUUAUAAUAAUUACAAUUAUAAUAGCAUCAACACUAAUAAUAGUAGUAAUAAUUCAUUUUUAAAUAGUGUGAAUUAUAAUACGGCUUAUGCCCAUGGAAACAAUCCAUCAAUAUCACCCGGGGGAAAUAAUAAUAUGAGUACAAAUAAUUAUUAUUCAAUUCAAAAUAAAUAUAGCAAUUUUGGUAAAUAUUCAUCAAACCUUAAUUAUGUGAAUCCAUUAUCACAAAGUAUAAAUGAAGUUAAGUCAAUGGCUGGUGAAGAUUAUUGUGAUAUAGAUAAAAGAAGUAUAGAUAAUUUAGGUAGUAGUAAAAAUUCAUUUGCAAAUAAUAAAAAUCUUCUUGGAAAAAUAAAUAAUAAUAAUAAUAAUAAUAUUAUUAGUAGUAGUAGUAGUACGUCGCAUCAUAUUAAUUUUAAAAAUACCAUAUCGAAUAAUAAUUCAAACAUAAACAAUAAUAAUCUUAAUAUUAAUAGUACUACUAGUGUUCAUCCUAUGAAUAAUCCAAAUAUGAAUGACACGAACAAUUUGAAUAUCAAGAGAAAUAUGAAAAAUGAAUCAUUUAUAAGUGACCUGUCAACAAAUAAAAAUGAAUUAAAUAAUAUGGGAGAUCACGUUGGUAUGGAGAACUUAAAUAUGUUAGUACAAAAUAUGAAUAUCAAAAGAGAUGAAAAAUAUAAAGAUGAAAAAAUAAAUAACAAUAAUAAUAUGAGUAAAAAUAUGAUGUUAAAUUUGAAUAAUAAUUCAUCUAUUUCAAAUGUAAACAAUUUAAAUAAUAUGAUGAAUAGUAAUAAUGAUUUGAUAAAGAAUAAUAAUACAACAUAUAUGAAAAAUAUCAAUAUGUCUAUAUCAAAUAUUAAUAAUGGAGUCACUAAUACUGUUUUAAAUACUGACCUAAAGGUAUCUUCGAAUUUGAAUCAAAACGGUAUAAAUGUAACGAAUUCGACAACAUAUAUAAGUGCUAAUAGCCUUGAUAAUAAUAAUAAUAAUAAUAAUUUGAAUAGUGGUAAUAAUAUUAAUGAUCAUGGGAAUAAUUCAGGUAAGGGUAUAAAUCAUACAAAUCCAACCAUUAUAAACAAUGAUAAUAAAAUUAAUGUAGCUAGUCAUAAUAAAGGUAAUACUUCUAUUGAUGGAAAUUGGAUUAAUGGACCAAUAAAUAAUACAAAUAGUAGUAAUAAAUAUAGUGAAGGAAAAGAUAAAGAUGCUAAUACUGAAGAUAAUAAAAUAGGUUACAAAGCAAAUGACAACAAUAACAACAGUAGCAAUAACAAUAGGAAUAAUAAUGGAAAAGUUCUAAGCAAUAAUAAAAACUCAAAUAAAGGUAAUAAUAAGAACAGCAAAAAUAAAAGUAAGAAUAAUAAUGACCCGAACAAGAAAGCAUCGGGUGAUAAUUUAAACGAACCUGAUUAUAAGGAAAAUAAUAUGAAUAAUAAUAAUAAUAAUAACAACAAUAAUAAUAACAAUAAUAAUAAUAAUAAUAACAAUAAUAAUAAUAAUAAUAACAAUAAUAAUAAUAGCAACAAUAAUAAUAGCAACAAUAAUAAUAGUAACAACAAUAAUAAUAGUAACAACAAUAAUAAUAAUAAUAAUAAUAAUAAUAAUAGUAACAAUAAUAAUAAUAAUAGUAACAACAAUAAUAAUAAUAAUAACAAUAAUAACAAUAAUAAUAAUAAUAGUAACAAUAAUAAUUACAAUAAUAGUAACAAUAAUAAUAAUAAUCAUAGUACCCUAAUUAGUAAUAAUGAUAAUACUAUUGUUAGUAAUAAUGACAAUGAAGAUAAUAGUAAUCAUACAACUAACAAUAAUGAACAGGAUAAAGAUGAUAAAAAUAAUAAUAUGAAAACUGAAGGUAAUCAUUCAAAAUUUUCCAAGCAACAUGGGAACAUGAAUACAAGAAACAAAAAUAAUGAUAAAAAUAAUUUUGUAAAUAAUAGUAACCUUGUGAAUUCUAAUGUCGAAGAUGUAAACAAUUUUAAUAAUAUAAUUAAUCAAAGAAAUCAUUGUAAUAAGAACUACAUAAAUUUUAUAAAAGAGGACCAACAAGAAGUAGAUCAAAAAGAAUUACAUGCAUCAAAUAUAUCCCAUAUGUUAAAUGAAGACAAUUCAAAUGAGAUUAUGGAUAAAAAUACAUCAUAUAAUAAUCCCUAUAAUAAUAAUGCUAAUUAUUACAAAUCAGAUAAUAUAAAAUUAUAUAGAGGUUUUGAAAAAAAUAGUUCUCAUCAAUUAAUAUUAAAAAACAAUUUCUCCAAUAAUAGUAAUAUGACAGAAAAUGAAGGAAUUAUUAUGCAUGAUAUGAAUAAAAUGAAUAAUCCUAAUAAUGCUGAUAUAUUAUUGGGUAAUGAAAAUUUACUAGGUAUUAAAAAUUUGAAUAAUUAUAUGAAUCCAAAUGUUCAUAAUACCGAAAGAAAUAAUGAACUCAACAACAAUAAUACCAAUAUGAUAACAAAUAAAAAAAAUGUGAACAGUUGUAAUAAUGAUAUGUUACAUAAACAAAUUAAUAAUUUUAAUAUUAUUAAUAUAAAUAAAGUACAUAAUAAUAUAUCCAAUUCUUUAUUUAGCAAUAAUAUGAGUAAUUAUAAUGUAGUAAGUGAAAAUGUGAACAUAAAUAAUAAUAGUAAUACAAAUAAUACAGCAAAUAAUAAUUUUAUGAAUAAAAAAAAUAGCAAAGCAAAUUUAAAUGUAUUUAAUCAAAGCUUAAUAAAUAACUUAAAUUUAAACCUAAAUAAUUUUUAUCUUAAUAAUGAAAAUUCAUUUAACAAAAUUAAUAUGAAUUAUAGUAAUAUUAAUAGUACCAGUUACUAUUUUAAUACCAAUGAUAAUAAUAUGAAUAAUACCCAGCAUUAUUACAGUUCAUUUAUACCUGAACAUUUUGCUACAGAUAAAAUAGUUACUAAACAAAGUUCUGAGAAUAAUAAUAAUAUUAAUAAUAGUAGUACAAUGUAUAAAGAAAAAAAGGAAGAACCGAAUCUAAACUUUAAGGAAAAAAAUUUUGUAGACAAAAACCUACCAACAGAAAAAUACCCAGGAGCCGUAUUGGAAACAGUUGAUAAUAAUUUUGGAUAUCCAAAUUAUGAGUACAAAACUAAGGACCAUAAAUAUUUUUAUGAUAACUAA